This is a messenger RNA of Dendrobium catenatum, 2564 nucleotides long. RefSeq names its product protein NRT1/ PTR FAMILY 7.3. The transcript has 6 exons. The coding region runs from base 510 to 2324 and encodes 604 amino acids. NCBI's taxonomy places the organism in Eukaryota, Viridiplantae, Streptophyta, Magnoliopsida, Asparagales, Orchidaceae. Gene Ontology annotation, molecular function: transmembrane transporter activity. Gene Ontology annotation, biological process: transmembrane transport. The record is from RefSeq and is a predicted model, not a curated record. Gene Ontology annotation, cellular component: membrane.
UUUUAUUUUGCUUGGUCCCCUGAGCUCUUGAGCGGCGUCAACGUGACUCGUGUCAAGGCACAAUGGUCAGGAGGGGUUUCGAUGUACACGGGCAUUGCAUGCCAACAACGAGCUACACGUGUUCGGUUCCCAACCAGAAACGCAGGCACGCGGGAGAAGCGGUCUUCCUCACGAUUGCGGCGCUAUAAAUCGCAGCUAAGCUGUCCUUGCCCGCCCAAUACUUUUAAACCGCUCAUCGAUCGUCUUUUAAAUUUAGCUUCUUGUUUCUCUUUUCUUGAUUUGGAGUUAAUUCUUCUCGUCUCGGGCGAAUUGGAGAAGGGGGCAUUUUGUGUUGUUGUGGAACGCAUAGAGCAGUCGGCGACAUAAAUGACAAUAGGUUUACAGGAGUUCUUCAAAUUGCAAGGGACUUUGGAUCUCGUUCUAGAUUCUGGGACUGAUUUCAUAUCCUUCAUCACUUCGCUUUCUUCACCUUCACCGGAAUCCGUCGGCAACGUACUACUUAAGAGGUAAUGGAAGCUCUAGAAAUCAAUGGCGUUCCUCUAAAGAAGAAGGAAGAUGUGGUUGAAAACACGGCUGGUGUGGAUGAAAGGGAAAUCUCUCCCAUCACUGAGGAUGGCACGUUGGACAGGAUGGGGAAACCUGCACUCAAAUCAAAAACUGGAAGAUGGAAAUCUGCAAUUCUUUUGCUAGUGAACUAUGGUCUUGUCACAUUUGCAUUUUUUGGACUUGGGGUUAAUCUGGUUCUCUUCCUAACAAGAGUCAUGCAACAAGAGAAUGCAGACGCAGCAAAUAAUGUCAGCAAAUGGACUGGCACAGUGUACAUAUUUUCACUCGUCGGAGCAUUCUUGAGUGAUUCCUACUGGGGCCGUUACUUAACCUGCGCUAUAUUUCAGUUAAUCUUCAUCAUGGGACUAGCCCUUUUAUCUUUGUCGUCUUGGAUUUUAUUGGUGAAUCCUUCUGGAUGUGGUGAUGGGAAACUGGAAUGCGAACCAGUUUCAGCUCUUGGUACUGCUAUCUUUUAUAUAUCAAUAUAUCUAAUUGCAUUUGGCAAUGGGGGAUAUCAGCCCACAAUAGCUACAUUUGGAUCAGACCAGUUUGAUGAGAUGAACCCUUCAGAAAGUGAUUCAAAGGCAGCCUUUUUCAGUUACUUUUAUGUUGCUCUUAAUGCAGGUUCUCUCUUCUCCAACACAAUCUUAGUGUACUAUGAGGACUCUGGACAGUGGGUUAUUGGAUUUUGGACAUCAACUGGUGCCGCUGUUAUUGCUUUUCUUCUUUUCUUACUUGGAACUCCAAGAUACAGGCAUUUCAAGGCAUCAGGCAACCCCUUGACUCGCAUUGCACAAGUCUUUGUUGCUGCGGCUAGAAAGUGGAAUGUUAGUGUUCCUGAGAAUGACGCCUUGCUUUAUGAAGUGGAAGGAAAGGAAUCUGCCAUUGCAGGGAGUAGAAAGAUCUCCCACAGCAAUGGGUUUCGGUUCUUGGACAAAGCUGCAACAAUGACAACUGAUGUACACUCUGUGCGGCCUGAGGCCAAGAGUCCAUGGAAGCUGUGCAGCGUGACUCAGGUUGAGGAGGUUAAAUGUGUGCUAAAGAUGCUUCCCAUCUGGCUGUGCACCAUAAUUUACUCAGUUGUCUUCACCCAGAUGGCCUCCCUCUUUGUCGAGCAAGGCGCCAUGAUGAGUACACAGUUUGGUUCCUUCACCAUCCCUCCUGCCAGCAUGUCGGUCUUUGACAUUAUUAGUGUUAUAUUUUUCAUCUUUAUCUAUCGUCGGAUUCUUAUGCCAGUGCUAGCGAAGUUUACGAAGAAUCCUGAUGGGUUAUCCGAACUCCAGCGGAUGGGUGUUGGCCUUUUGAUCGCUAUGCUGGCAAUGAUUGCUGCUGGUGUUGUUGAACUAGCUAGGCUAAAGAAAGUUGCUUCUCCAGAUAAGGAGAGCUCACUCCCAAUCACUUGGCAAAUUCCACAGUAUGCCCUCAUUGGAGCUUCAGAGGUGUUUAUGUAUGUUGGGCAGCUAAAUUUUUUCAAUGGGCAAGCACCUGAUGGCAUCAAGAGCUUUGGGAGCUCCCUCAACAUGGCUUCCAUCUCACUCGGCAACUACGUGAGCAUCAUGCUUGUUAGUGUUGUAAUGGCUGCGACCGCAAGCGGAGAGAGACCUGGAUGGAUUCCGAGUAACCUCAAUUCCGGUCGCCUAGACCGGUUCUUCUUCCUCCUUGCAGCUUUGACCGCUGUGGAUUUAGUGCUUUACAUACUAUGCGCCAUGUGGUAUAAGUGCAUUCAGUUUGAGAACAACAAUGAUGAGGGAGGGAUCGUGAUAGUGACCGAGAUUUAAAUGAGAAGAUUGAAGGUUAUGAUAGUGUAUAUUUUGUUUGGUUUCUCCUUUAAACGUCUUUAUUGGUUGUUUGUUGCUAGAUAAGGAGUUGCAGCGUUUUAUAAAUUAUUUUCAGAUGUCUUUGUUCUAAAUUUUAUAAUGUAAUUUCAUUUGUAUAUAGUCUUUUUUAUAAAAUCGUACAUUGACAUAAUUUUUUAAUUAGUAUCAAUGGAUGGGUCAGGUAACCAAGUUAUAUUUUGA